Molecule: messenger RNA, 3066 nt
Organism: Anthonomus grandis grandis
Lineage: Eukaryota; Metazoa; Arthropoda; Insecta; Coleoptera; Curculionidae
Gene: Cog1
Product: conserved oligomeric Golgi complex subunit 1
Exons: 14
Coding region: 66-2585 (839 amino acids)
Biological process (GO): intra-Golgi vesicle-mediated transport
Cellular component (GO): COG complex; Golgi apparatus
Source: RefSeq, a predicted model, not a curated record
CAGUUUUCAUUUUUAGGUUAUGAAAAUCAAAAAAAAAAAUAAUAUUAAAAAACUACCCUAUAAACAUGAAUAGAAAUGAUUUGAUGCGUCUAGAUGUUAAUAAACUAUUUGAGGAACGUAACAUCGAUGAAAUAAUUGAAAUAGAAAAAUUAUUAGAUGCAGAAAUCGAAAGGAAACGCAACGAUUUGCGCUCUAUGGUUGGGGAUCGUUACAAAGACAUACUGGCAGCCUCCGAUGCAAUAAAAUCAAUGAAAGAAAUAUCACAAAAUAUAGUCUCGAGCAUAGACAAAAUCACCAGGACCUGUGAAGAUCUUGUUCAAGUUCAAAACCGGGACCCUGCAGUAGUAAAUAAAGAAAAAGCUAAUGGAAAGAGUGACCAUGAAGAAAGGACACUAAUUAUACAAGUGAGACUGGCCAUAUUUUUAAAUGAACAAAUUUGGCUAGCAUUAGAUAAUGGACUAAAUCUUGAUGCUACCCAGUAUUACCUUUUAGCUCAACAUAUUCACUUGGGUUUCAAUUUAACCCAGAAUGAUCAUCUAACAAGAGUACCAUUACUAAAGCAUUUAAAAGCGAGUUUAUCAACACUUAGAGAAAAUAUAUGUGAACAUGUUACUGGUCAAUUAGAGUCAGUUGAGUUAACUUCAGAGGAAGCUAGUAAAAACCUAAAUGCCUUAAUGCUGCUAGAAAAUAAAACAAUUGACCACUUAUUAAGCAUAUUUAUAGACCAUAGAAAAACAGCAUUACAAAGUGUAAUUAACACCCAGUAUGAUAAUGUAAGGCUGCAAAUUUGUGCGAUGGUGAAAUGUCUUGUGACCACUGUACUAUUACUACAUGACUGUUUUAUAUAUAAUGAAAGUAAAAAUGGCCUAAUUUGGAAGGAGCUUGACUCUAUAGUAGGAAAUGAUGCUCCGGCAACCCUCACAAAAUUAAAACUGCCGAUUACACCCUUAGUUAGUUAUAUUCCUGAUAUAAUAAGAACUUUUAAGCCAAAGUUAGAUCCAAUAUUCACCCAAAAUAAAAAUGAAAAAUUAGACAAAGUAGUGGUUGACAGUUGGUUGGAAUUUACUCAGAAAAGUAUUGAUUCUGGUUUAGGAAAAAGUUUGCAACAUGUAACUACUGUUAAAGGGUUAUAUUUAAUCAGGGAAGAAUCACUAAAAAUUGAGUUGCCUGACUCCUGGCCCACAAUCUGCAGUGAUCUACUUUUACCAGACAAUUUUGACAUCUGGUAUCACUUUUUCCAAAAUUUAAUAACCCUUAGGGCACAAGAACUAAUUUCUAAAAUUAUUUUAAAGAACAUUAAUGAACUUAACGAUGAUAUCAAAUCCACCUUAAACAACUCGAAACUGUUAAGAAGUGAGUUGGAUUUAAGGUGGUAUUCUUGGAAGGAGAAUAAUGAAGAUGUUAGUAAAAUGGAGGAUAACCAUAUAGGCCUUUCCAUGAAAACCAAAGGCUACUCAAAACUGGUGGUGCAAUUGUGCGAAAAGUUGGACAAAAAGUACUUAGGACUAUUAGAGGAUGUUUCGCAGUAUUUAUAUGGAACUGAAUAUACUGGAAUACCCAGUUUUCCAUUUUUAAUAGGAGACUUUAAAUAUAAAAGAAAAUUUAUUGAUAAAGAACAGUUAGAAAAUCAUUUGAUGACUGAAAGUACAAAUUAUUCAUUGGGAAUUGCAACUUACAUCACCAACCUAGUUUCGCUAGACUCAGAUCCGGACUUGGUACAAAAGUCCUUAUUGUGCGCAAGAUUUCUCCAAGCGAGUUGCGCACUGUGCACACACUUUCGCACUUGUUGCGAGUUCGGAAAAGCCGGAUCUGAAUGGCAGAGGAUAUGUGAUACGUUCAAAAAGACUAGUCAAAAUCUGUGGUCUAACUGGGUGAAAAAAACCGUAGAAGAAACCGGGAUUUUAGUGAACAAAUUCGAUUGUACUGAGGCUGAUAUGUUAACGAAUUUAUCGAAGUGGGAUGAAAUUGAAAUCCAAGAACAAGCGGAAGAAAAAGUGUUUAAUUCGCAGAUAAAAGUACCUUUGAAACCCAGUAUACCGCUUACUAAAGUGCUGGUUAAACUUAACCAGGACCUGAGCCAAGUAUUGCCCUUUACCCUACCAAAGGCCAUUCAUGUAUUAUUUAUAGAAGCGAACGUUAAUAGAAUUUUAAAAAAAUACGAGGAAAUUUCUACUGCAAACCUAAAUCAAAUUCAAGCUUUACAGUAUUUAUUGGACGUAAGGUAUCUUACGACGCUUUGUAUACCCAGAGAGAACACUACCAUGGUGAACUAUGCACAAACUAUCUGUGAUAAACUCAGGGGCAAAAUCGACCCUUUUGACUUGGACGUGUUUUAUAGUUAUUUGCAGACGAAUGUUAAGAAAGCAGUAGGACAAUCACAAUUGUUAUUUGGAUGCCUGCUGCCCUCUUCUGCUCAGCUGGUGAACCUCGGUGCUUACGCUAAACCUAAGGAACAAGAGAAGAAUCCAUCGCUUAUGUCUUUAAGUACCCCAUCUACGAAUGCCUGGUUUCCUCUUUUACCUAUUACCGCUCCAUCUCAGAGAAUACCUGGGAGUGGACCUAGUAAACCUAAAUUCACGGUUUAAAUUAGAAUCUGGUCUUUACAAAGAGGAAAAUAAACAAAAACCCAGCAAACAAACACCUAAAAAAACCAGCCAAGAACCCGCAUCUGUUAUGCGGCAAAGCGCCGCCUCGUUGUUCGGAAACUUUUCCACGGACUGGUUUUCGUAACGCUUUAAUCCAGUCGCUAUAGUUUUUUUAUAUUAAUUAUAGUAAUUUACUAUAUUUUGUCGGUUAUAGGUUUCUAAUUUCCAAAUAUUUGCUUUAAACGUCAUAGAUAAAUAAUGUAAAUACACGUGUUUAUUAUUCACUUGUUUAUAAAUAUUAUUUGGGGAUAUUAGGUACACAGUUUUCCACUUGUACAUUUGUAAAUUAUGCUGUUUUAUUAAACAUAGGCCAGGCGCCAAAGUACACUUUGGUAUCGCUUCAUAUGUUAUAUUUUAAUAUUUAUAUUUGAUAUUGUAAAAAUAUUGGCAAGACUUGUUAAUAAAAAAAAGUGUUAUAAAA